AGUCCUCCCAGGUGGGAGCAGGAUCGGCCACCGGACCCGCCCUCCUAGAAGCCCAGCGGGGCCGGCGUAGGCUGCGCGGCUCGUGGUGGGAGGAGCGCGGCGCUGCCUCAGGAGCCGCCGCGGUCCCUGUCCUCCCACCCGCCCGUCCCUCCUGUAGCUCGCCUGCUGGGCAGGGCCGGCCCGUCCAAGCCAUGGAGUCCUACGACAUCAUCGCCAACCAACCCGUAGUGAUCGACAACGGCUCAGGAGUGAUCAAGGCUGGCUUUGCUGGAGACCAGAUUCCCAAAUACUGUUUCCCAAACUAUGUCGGGCGCCCUAAGCACAUGCGGGUGAUGGCUGGAGCCUUGGAAGGGGACCUCUUCAUUGGACCAAAAGCAGAGGAGCACCGGGGGCUGCUGACCAUCCGCUACCCCAUGGAGCAUGGCGUGGUACGAGACUGGAAUGAUAUGGAGCGCAUCUGGCAGUACGUCUACUCCAAGGAUCAGCUGCAGACCUUCUCCGAGGAGCAUCCUGUUCUUCUAACGGAGGCUCCACUCAACCCAAAUAAGAACCGGGAGAAGGCAGCAGAGGUGUUCUUCGAGACCUUCAAUGUGCCGGCCCUGUUCAUCUCCAUGCAAGCUGUGCUCAGCCUGUACGCCACAGGUCGUACGACGGGAGUGGUUCUAGACUCGGGGGAUGGUGUCACUCACGCAGUCCCCAUCUACGAAGGCUUUGCCAUGCCACACUCUAUCAUGCGGGUGGACAUUGCCGGCCGUGAUGUCUCCCGGUAUCUCCGGCUGCUGCUGCGCAAAGAAGGUGUCGACUUUCACAGCUCAGCUGAGUUUGAGGUGGUCCGGACCAUCAAAGAGCGAGCCUGCUACCUGUCCAUCAACCCGCAGAAGGAUGAGGCUCUGGAGACGGAGAAGGUGCAGUACACCCUGCCAGAUGGCAGUAUGCUUGAUGUCGGGCCAGCCCGAUUCCGGGCCCCUGAGCUGUUGUUCCAGCCAGACCUGGUAGGGGAUGAGAGCGAAGGGCUCCACGAGGUACUGGCCUUCGCCAUCCAUAAGUCUGACGUGGACCUCCGCCGGACACUCUUCGCCAACAUCGUACUCUCGGGUGGUUCAACACUUUUCAAAGGCUUUGGUGACCGAUUACUAAGUGAAGUGAAGAAACUUGCUCCAAAGGACGUCAAAAUCAAGAUCUCGGCUCCUCAGGAACGGUUAUACUCCACAUGGAUUGGUGGCUCCAUCUUGGCCUCGCUGGACACGUUUAAGAAGAUGUGGGUAUCCAAAAAAGAAUAUGAAGAGGAUGGUUCCCGUGCUAUUCAUCGUAAAACCUUCUAG
Messenger RNA from Chrysochloris asiatica (Cape golden mole), 1322 nucleotides. RefSeq names its product ARP1 actin-related protein 1 homolog B, centractin beta (yeast) (gene ACTR1B). The record is from RefSeq and is a predicted model, not a curated record. The transcript is spliced from 11 exons. NCBI's taxonomy places the organism in Eukaryota, Metazoa, Chordata, Mammalia, Afrosoricida, Chrysochloridae. Bases 192 to 1322 code for a protein of 376 amino acids.